AUGAGAGAAAUCUCAAGAAAAUAUAAUAUAAACAUAUGUCAAAGCAAAUUAAAAGAAGGAAGUAAAAGCAAACUCAAAUACCAAAAACCAUUUAUUUAACAAUAAUAAUAGAAGGAGAUAAAAAUUAUGCUAUUCAUUAAAAUUUAAUAUUAGUAACAAAAAAAACAUGAAUCUAGAACUAUUCAUAGAAGAAAACAAUAUGAAUUCUUUAAAGAAAUCAAUAAUUUAAAAGUAGAUUCUAUUGAAUUUGAUUAAUCAAAAGAUAAUUGUGAUUCUAAAGAUAUUGAAAAUUAGAAUAUUCCAUAAACUGAUAUAUUAGAGGUUUAAUAGAAUGGAAUGAGCUUUUAAGCAUUUUCAGAAUGUGAUUUCUUAGGCAUUUCUUAUCAAAUUUGGGGACCAAAUCAGAGUAUCCCAAAAGAGUUGUGGAAUUUAAUCUAAUCUAUAAUAAUACCUAAAUAGAUGAGAAUUGCAUUCUAUAAAAAAUAACAAUCGAAAUCCUCAUUAAAGGAGAUUAAGAAUGCUUGCAAAGGCCAUUUGAUAAUGAUUGAUCUUAGAAACAGCUGUUGA
Paramecium tetraurelia is the source of this 567-nucleotide messenger RNA. RefSeq lists its product as uncharacterized. NCBI's taxonomy places the organism in Eukaryota, Ciliophora, Oligohymenophorea, Peniculida, Parameciidae. The record is from RefSeq and is a predicted model, not a curated record. The transcript has a single exon.